This is a messenger RNA of Rotaria sp. Silwood2, 366 nucleotides long. The record is from the annotation of a GenBank genome assembly. NCBI's taxonomy places the organism in Eukaryota, Metazoa, Rotifera, Eurotatoria, Philodinida, Philodinidae.
AUGCCAACAGGUGGUGGUAAAUCCUUAUGUUAUCAAUUACCAGCUGUUAUUGAUACUGGUGUUACAUUUGUUAUUGCACCUUUACGUUCACUUAUAUUUGAUCAAAAACAACGAUUAAAUUCAUUAAAUAUUUCAUGUGCAGCUUUAACAGGAAAUAUAUCACAAGAAGAAGCUGAUGAAAUCUAUCGUGAAUUAUAUAAAGAUUUACCUGCAUAUAAAAUUGUUUUUAUCACACCGGAAAAAAUUUCUAUGAGUGAUCAAUUAAAUAAUGUUCUUCGAGAUUUAUAUAAUCGUCAACUUUUAGCACGAUUUGUUAUUGAUGAAUGUCAUUGUGUUUCGGAAUGGGGUAUGUUAUCAGGAUAUUGA